This is a messenger RNA of Amblyraja radiata (thorny skate), 1700 nucleotides long. RefSeq names its product ubiquitin carboxyl-terminal esterase L3 (ubiquitin thiolesterase) (gene uchl3). The transcript is spliced from 10 exons. Gene Ontology annotation, molecular function: cysteine-type deubiquitinase activity. Lineage: Eukaryota; Metazoa; Chordata; Chondrichthyes; Rajiformes; Rajidae. Gene Ontology annotation, biological process: ubiquitin-dependent protein catabolic process; protein deubiquitination. The record is from RefSeq and is a predicted model, not a curated record. Gene Ontology annotation, cellular component: cytoplasm. Bases 442 to 1173 code for a protein of 243 amino acids.
GAGUUGCACUGUUAUGUCUCACCCUCUUUUCACUGCACCAACUACUUUAAAAAUGUCGCUGCGUCCACUUGCCCUGUUGUACAAGUCGCUGCUUGAGUCAUACGCGCAUUGAUUAAAUGCACCAGAAGCUGCGACGAGUUUAAGUCCCUGUAGGAUGUUUCUUCCUCCCCCAUCUGUACUGCAAGUUGUCUCAGACGGAACUAGACGGAAGCAGGAUCUGAGGGAGGAAGAGAAAGAACAGCAGCUGUAACGGAGGACUGAGGGUCGCGCCAAAUUGUACUAAAGAAUGAAUUGCCCACGUUGGUUGCCGCUGGAAGCCAAUCCUGAUGUCGUGAACCAGGUACAUGACAUCCUGGGCAACUGACAGCAGACGAUGAUGCAGCUCAUCAGGCAAAUCAUCUUUCCCAGAUUCUUUGGGCUGACUGCUCGCUCUGGUGGUCCAUGCCAAAAAGCUGUACAGUUCAGCUGGAACAAUCUCUUCAGCCUGAUCUAAUGUUGCGUCUUCAGAAGUUGGGGGCCAUUGGAUGGGGUUUGUUCCUGCAGCAGCUCGGAUUGAUUCCCACCUGGCAGUUUGGCGACGUCUUUGGAAUGGAUCCUGAACUUCUCAGCCUGGUGCCAAGACCUGUCUGCUCAAUUCUCCUGCUCUUCCCAGUGACAGAAAAGUAUGAAGCCUACAAACAAGAAGAGGAAGCAAAAAUAAAAGCUGAAGGGCAAAAAGUCAACCCACGUGUUUAUUUCAUGAAACAAACCAUCAGUAAUGCCUGUGGGACUAUUGGGCUAAUACAUGCACUGGCGAACAAUCAAGAUAAAUUGGGAUUUGAAUGCAAUUCAGUUAUGAAAAGGUUUUUGGAGGAUUCAGCCAACUUAAGUCCUGAAGAUAAAGGAAAAUACCUGGAAAAAGAUGAGAGUAUUCGUGUUACACAUGAGUUCAGUGCACAAGAAGGCCAAACUGAGGCUCCAAGUUUAGAUGAGAAAGUAGACUUGCAUUUUAUAAGUUUUGUAAACGUUGACGGACAUCUUUAUGAACUGGAUGGACGCAAACCAUUUCCCAUAAAUCAUGGAGACACGACCGUUGACAGCUUGCUUGGGGAUGCAAUAGAAGUUUGUAAGAAGUUUAUGCAACGUGACCCUGAUGAAUUGCGGUUUACAGUGAUGGCUCUCUACAAGGUAUAAAGUGCUCCAACGCAGACAGAAAAAAGAAGCCACAAAACUAUACUUGGACUGACUUCCAGAGAUGUUGUUUCACUCUCUUCACAGUUCCCUGAACUUGUGAUAUUCUGAUUUAACUGUAGAGAUGAGUUCAUACUCUUAUGGAACAUGUUCAAUGUGUUCCUGGCACCAUCUCAUCUCCCCCAACCCACUUAAAGAAAUCUGGUAAUGAAGUGUUUAAUGCUGUGUACUUUUAUGUCUUGGUGUAACAACACCCCUCCGUUUUAUUGAAAUUAGUGCCAGCUUGCAUAAGGGAAUGAACAAAAUGGAGAAGAAUUUUAGCUGGAGGAAGAGAAUGUGAGACUCUUGCUGUAAUGUUUUCAACAGCUGUACUUAAAUCCCUAACGAGGAAAUAAAUGGAUGCCAUACAAUGACUUAAAAACUGUGAGAGUGCAGGUAAAGAAAAAUCUUGACAGUCCUUGCUCUCAGAAUCUCGAUGCUUGCUUUCAGUAUCUUGAUGCUGUUUGCUCAAUAAAUUUAACUACCAUUUG